Suncus etruscus (white-toothed pygmy shrew) is the source of this 1090-nucleotide messenger RNA. It is a transcript of the gene ABHD17C, whose product is annotated as abhydrolase domain containing 17C, depalmitoylase. Gene Ontology annotation, cellular component: endosome membrane; plasma membrane. Gene Ontology annotation, biological process: protein depalmitoylation. The record is from RefSeq and is a predicted model, not a curated record. Bases 1 to 894 code for a protein of 297 amino acids. Gene Ontology annotation, molecular function: palmitoyl-(protein) hydrolase activity. The transcript is spliced from 3 exons. NCBI's taxonomy places the organism in Eukaryota, Metazoa, Chordata, Mammalia, Eulipotyphla, Soricidae.
AUGCCCGCGGCCGGCCCCAGGAUGAGCGGCUUCUCGCUGGGCGAGCUGUGCUGGCUGUUCUGCUGCCCGCCGUGCCCCGGCCGCAUCGCCGCCAAGCUGGCCUUCCUGCCGCCCGAGCCCACCUACUCGUACUCGGCGCGCGACGCGGGCCCGGCGGCCGGCUGCAGCCUGCGGCUGAGCGAGCGCGCCGACUGGGCCUUCUCGCAGCGCGAGCUGGACGCCGUCGAGGUCUUCUUCUCGCGCACGGCGCGCGCCUCGCGCCUCGGCUGCAUGUUCGUGCGCUGCGCCCCGGCCGGCCGCUACACGCUGCUCUUCUCGCACGGCAACGCCGUGGACCUGGGCCAGAUGUGCGGCUUCUACCUGGGGCUCGGCUCGCGCCUCAACUGCAACGUCUUCUCCUACGACUACUCGGGCUACGGCGUCAGCUCGGGCCGCCCGUCCGAGAAGAACCUCUACUCGGACAUCGACGCCGCCUGGCAGGCGCUGCGCACGCGGUAUGGUGUCAGCCCAGAGAACAUCAUCCUGUACGGGCAAAGCAUUGGCACAGUGCCCACCGUGGACCUGGCCUCCCGCUAUGAGUGUGCUGCUGUCAUCCUCCACUCUCCGCUUAUGUCAGGCCUGCGCGUUGCCUUUCCUGAUACCAGGAAGACUUAUUGCUUUGACGCCUUCCCCAGCAUCGACAAGAUCUCCAAAGUCACCUCCCCGGUGCUGGUCAUCCAUGGGACGGAGGACGAGGUCAUUGACUUCUCGCACGGGCUGGCCAUGUAUGAGCGCUGUCCUCGGGCUGUGGAGCCGCUGUGGGUGGAGGGGGCAGGCCACAAUGACAUCGAGCUCUAUGCACAGUACCUGGAGCGACUGAAGCAGUUCAUCUCACAUGAGCUCCCCAGCUCCUGAGGGUGGGCACUCUGGGGUCCUUGGGGGUAGGUCUGAGGCCAUGGGCCGGGCACACUCAGACUCCUGGCUCCACCUUCUGCUUCGUUCCCCACCAUCAAGCCGUGGGGGCAGGCUCAGCCCUGACCUGACUCCCCCCUGCUUUGGGCCUGGGGAGCCAGCCGUGCUAGCAUCUGUGAAAGAUCCUGAAAAUGCCUGA